GCGUCACGGAACCUGCUUGAAAUGCAGCCGAGGAGCUGGGGCGGGCGGCAGCGGUGGCGGCGGCGGCGGGGGCAGCGGCAGCCCCGGCGCCGCGGCGAGGACUCGGCGGGCUGACGCGCAGCGGCGGCAGCCGCACGGGGUGCGCGGGGCGCGGCGGCCGGAGCACGGGGCCCGCCAUGGGCCGCCCCGAGCGGGGCGCGCUCCGGCCCAUGGGCCGCCCCGAGCGGGGCGCGCUCCGGCCGCUGGCGCCGCUGCUGCUUCUGCUGCUGCUGCUGCCGCUGCGGCUCCCACAGCUCGCGGCGGCGGCGGCGGCUGAUCCACAGCGCGGCGGCCAAGGGCCGGUCAAAGAGUGUGAAGAGGACCAAUUCCGGUGCCGGAAUGAGCGCUGCAUCCCCUCCGUGUGGAGAUGCGACGAGGACGACGACUGCUCUGACAACAGCGACGAGGAUGACUGCCCCAAGAAGACUUGUGCGGACAGCGACUUCACCUGUGGCAACGGCCACUGCAUCCCAGAGCGGUGGAAGUGUGACGGCGAGGAGGAGUGUCCUGACGGCUCUGAUGAGUCCGAGACCACAUGCACCAAGCAGGUGUGUCCUGCAGAGAAGCUGAGCUGUGGACCCGCCAGCCACAAGUGUGUGCCCGCCUCGUGGCGCUGCGAUGGGGAGAAGGACUGUGAAAGCGGAGCAGACGAGGCCGGCUGUGCCACCUUGUGCGCCCCGCACGAGUUCCAGUGCAGCAACCGCACCUGCUUGGCCGCCGUGUUCGUGUGCGACGGCGACGACGACUGCGGCGACGGCAGCGACGAGCGCGGCUGCGCCGACCCGGCCUGCGGGCCCCGCGAGUUCCGCUGCAGCGGCGGCGGCGGCGCCUGCAUCCCCGAGCGCUGGGUCUGCGACCGCCAGUUCGACUGCGAGGACCGCUCGGACGAGGCGGCCGAGCUGUGCGGCCGCGCGGGCCCCGGGGCCACCGCCGCACCCGCCGCCUGCGCCGCGGCCUCCCAGUUCGCCUGCCGCAGCGGCGAGUGCGUGCACCUGGGUUGGCGCUGCGACGGCGACCGCGACUGCAAGGACAAGUCGGACGAGGCCGACUGCCCCCUGGGAACCUGCCGUGGGGACGAGUUCCAGUGUGGGGAAGGGACUUGUGUCCCUACAAUCAAGCGCUGCAACCAGGAACAGGACUGUCCAGAUGGGAGUGAUGAAGCCGGCUGCCCGCAGGAAUCAACAUGUGAGGGCCCCCGCAGAUUUCAGUGUAAGAGUGGCGAGUGCGUGGACGGCGGGAAAGUGUGUGACGCUCAGAGAGACUGCCGGGACUGGUCGGAUGAACCUCUGAAAGAGUGUGGGCUGAAUGAGUGUCUGCACAACAAUGGUGGCUGCUCCCACAUCUGCACGGACCUCAAGAUUGGUUUUGAGUGCACGUGCCCAGCAGGCUAUCAACUCCUGGACCAGAAGACCUGUGGCGACAUCGACGAGUGUGAGGACCCUGAUGCCUGCAGCCAGAUCUGUGUCAAUUACAAGGGCUACUUCAAGUGCGAGUGCCACCCCGGCUACGAGAUGGACACACUGACCAAGAACUGCAAGGCUGUCGCUGGCAGAAGCCCAUCGCUGAUCUUCACGAACCGGCACGAAGUGCGGAGGAUAGACCUGGUGAAGCGGGACUACUCCCGCCUCAUCCCCAUGCUCAAGAAUGUCGUGGCGCUGGAUGUCGAAGUGGCCACCAAUCGUAUCUUCUGGUGUGACCUCUCCUACCGCAAGAUCUACAGCGCCUACAUGGACAAGGCCAGCGACCCGGCAGAGCAGGAGGUCCUCAUUGAUGAGCAGCUGCACUCUCCAGAGGGCCUGGCAGUGGACUGGGUCCACAAGCACAUCUACUGGACUGACUCAGGCAACAAGACCAUCUCUGUGGCCACAAUUGAUGGUGGCCGCCGCUGCACUCUCUUCAGCCAGGACCUCAGCGAACCCCGGGCCAUCGCGGUUGACCCCCUGAGAGGGUUCAUGUAUUGGUCUGACUGGGGAUACCAGGCCAAGAUCGAGAAGUCUGGGCUCAAUGGUGUGGACCGGCAAACACUGGUAUCAGACAACAUUGAAUGGCCCAAUGGAAUCACCCUGGAUUUGCUGAACCAGCGCUUGUACUGGGUAGACUCCAAGCUUCACCAGCUCUCCAGCAUUGACCUCAACGGAGGCAACAGGAAGAUGCUAAUUUCCUCCCCCGACUUCCUCAGCCACCCUUUCGGGAUAGCUGUGUUUGAGGACAAGGUGUUCUGGACAGACCUGGAGAAUGAGGCCAUUUUCAGUGCAAAUCGGCUCAAUGGCCUGGAAAUCUCUGUCCUCGCUGAGAACCUCAAUAACCCACAUGAUAUUGUCAUCUUCCAUGAGCUGAAGCAGCCAAGAGCUGCAGAUGCCUGCGAGCUGAGUGCCCAGCCCAAUGGCGGCUGUGAGUACCUGUGCCUUCCUGCUCCUCAGAUCUCCAGCCCCUCUCCCAAGUACACAUGUGCCUGUCCUGACACAAUGUGGCUGGGCCCAGACAUGAAGAGGUGCUACCGAGCACCUCAAUCUACCUCAACUACGACGUUAGCUCCUACCACAGCGAGGACACCAGCGGAAAACACGAGAGCCCCUGGGACCACUGUCCACAGCCUCACGUACCAGAACCACAGCACAGAGACACCAAGCCUGGCAGCUGUGGUCCCAAGCUCAGUUGGCGUCCCCAGGGCUCCCAGCAUCAAGCCAUCUGCCCCAAGCCCUGCGACCAGCAACCACUCCCAGCACUAUGGGAACGAAGGCAGCAAGAUGGACUCAACCGUCACCGCUGCGGUCAUUGGGAUCCUCGUGCCCAUGGCGGUAAUAGCCCUGCUGUGCAUGAGUGGCUACCUGAUCUGGAGAAACUGGAAGCGGAAGAACACCAAAAGCAUGAAUUUUGACAACCCAGUGUACAGGAAAACAACGGAAGAGGAGGACGAAGAUGAGCUCCACAUAGGGAGAACUGCUCAGAUUGGCCAUGUCUAUCCUGCAGCAAUCAGCAGCUUUGAUCACCCACUGUGGGCAGAGCCCUGUCUUGGGGAGACCAGAGAACUGGAAGACCCAGCCCCUGCCCUCAAGGAGCUUUUUGUCUUGCCGGGGGAACCAAGGUCACAGCUGCACCAACUCCCGAAGAACUCUCUUUCCGAGCUGCCUGUCGUCAAGUGCAAGCGAGUGGCAUUAAGCCUUGAAGAUGAUGGACUGCCCUGAGGAUGGGACCACUCCCUUCGUGCCUCAUGGAAUUCAGUCCCAUCCACUACACUUUCUGGAUGGUGUAUGCCUGCAUGAAGGGGUUUCUGUAUAUGGGUCUGUGUGAGUGAGUGAGUGUGUGUGUGUCCGCGCGUGUGUGAUUUCUUUUUAAUUUAUGUUGCGGAAAGGUAACCACAAAGUUAUGAUGAACUGCAAACAUCCAAAGGAUGUGAGAGUUUUUAUAUGUAUAAUGUUUUAUACACUUUUUAACCGGUUGCACUGCCCAUGGGGACUUCAUGGAAUGGCUACUGCCGAGUGACUGACACGAUGUACAUAACCAAAUGGGGCUGAUGGUACAGUAGCUUACUCAUCAUUUUAAAACUAUAUUUACAGAGGGUGUUUGGUUUGGGGGGGCUUUUUUAGGUUUUGGAGUUUGGGGUUGAUUUUUUUUUUCAAGUAUAUAGAAUGAUGAUGCUUUGUGGCUUCCAUCAACAUAAGUAAAAAAAAGAAGAAAACACUUCAACUCCCUCCCCCACUUAGAUUAUUUAUUAACAUAUUUCAGAAAUAAGAUUAGUUCUAUAAAUAAUUUAGAGACAUGAGAGUAUUUAUUUUUGGUAUGACUGGCCCACCAUGCAGACUCCGCGUGCAUUGAUAUUCCUAUGUGUAUGUGUGUGAGAGAGACAGAUCUGUAGAAAAAGGCGUGCCUGGGGCUGUUCGAAUCCAUACAGAGAAAUACAUGGGAAAACAGUCCACGGAGGGGCAUCUGUAGUUUUCAGAGAAGCCUCUGGAAAUUUGGCUCAAAAAAAUGGAUGCCAUGGUUUGGUAAACACGUGGUGGAAGAGGCAGGUCUUCCCCACCUCUGGCAACUCCUGGGACCCCAGUCAGUCAGGCAAAACCUUUCAGUUCACCCAUGCCUGCCAUGACUCCCACUUGGGCUUUCUCUUCUGUGGCUGAGGCCAGUGCACAGACGUCACACGGUGCCAGUUCUCGUGAGCUCAGGCGAGAACAUGCCCGAACCUUGGCUACUGCUUAUUUUAAAGUUUGACAUUUCAAGUAACUUCCUUUUCCUUCAGGAUGCUUGGGUUGAAUUCGUUAUGUUUCCUCUGACGCAGGUAGAGUGCCAUCCUUACUCAUAGAGAGCUAAGUGGAGGCAUUUCUAGAACAGCCCAAGUUUCCUGUAGAGACUCGUUCAGGCACUGAACCUCUGAGACACGCAGUGGGUGAGGAUAAGGACAGUGGAGUGGGUUCUGUUACAUCUCUGUUUCUCCCUUUCCCUUAUUCUCUGCCAUUUCCUGUAAGUGGGGGAAACAACACAGGCUUGCUACCAUCAUGUGUUCAUAUAGAGGAAAGUAGCUUUAGGCUGAAGUCAGAAAAAGUGGCCAAACUUGAAGUCCUACAAGAGGGAAAUGGCAUACACAAUGUUAUAGCCUAUUGGAUAUAUAUGUUCACACAGGGAUUUGGUUUACUACUUUGUAAAUAAAAAAACUCUGGGUAUAUGUAUAGAUUUUUUUUUUCAUUAUGGACACUUUUCAUUGUUUUUCCUGGGUGUUGGGAGAGGUGGGAGGAGUGCUUUUUUCUCUUUGUGGGAUCUACCAUUGAAAACAUGGUCCCAGAAGGAACUCUGGCCCCGCCAGCUCUCUCAUCCAAGAUCUGAGCUUUUCUUAACUCUGCUGUUCUGCCACUUCCCUCCCACCAGACAGCCAGGGACAAGACAUGUGAACAAACUGAACAAAUUCUGACACCCCUCCCCGCAGCAGCCCCCAACUCAGUGAAGCUUGGAUAUCUCACCAGCUUGAUACCCUUCGCAUUCCCAGGCAGGUAUUCAGGAGUUCUAAUACCCUGCUCCUAGAACCUUUCUCCACGUCACUCGUGAGCUCCUCACUUCUGAGAAAAUCAACUGUGUUCUGGAGCCUCGGCCCUAUGCUCUGCGUAAACAAGCAAUUUCCUCACGAUAUGCAUGUGUUGUGGUCCUGAAACACUCAUUGAGAGGCAACUGACCUAGAGACCAAUACCAAAUAGAAUUUUAAGAACAGGUGGCCAACUCCUAUGGAGCUUAUUCACUUACUACUAUUCUUUCAAGAAUGGAAAGUAAAAUUAUUUUUGACUGAAGAAAAAUGACAAAAAAAAAAAAAAAGUCAUUGAGAUUUACAGAAAACAGGCAACUUUUUCUAUGACCUGCCUCCAAAGAAAUAGAAUUUCCUGGGGGAAAUGAGAACAGUGACUAAUGUGUAGUUUCUAAACUUUGAAUCAGAUCUUGGCCUUCCCAGAAAAAACAAACAAACAAACAAAGCAAAACAAACACAAACAGAAAUGGAGUCAGGAUGGUUCAGCCUGAGAUCUCAAAAUGAUGAUGAAACACAGCUUUCUCAGAGACGUCCAUGUUUCCUGAAUGUGCUACAAGUGCAGUUUGGAAGAGGCGGCUCUGGGAGCGGCUACAGAAGACAAAUUGCAGAGUCCUCACGUGUCCGAUGGUAGUCCGUAGGAUGAAAUCUGAGGCGGUCAGGUCCAUCCUCCCUCUCUAGUCUUGGAGGCUCCUGAACCUCAUUUUGAGGUAUAAUUGCAUUUCUGUUGCCUUUUGCCUCUGUGCUAUCAUGUAUCUACAGCCAAUAUCAGAUCAUAGAGUCAUUGGACUGUAGAGCUGGAAGGAAAUCUAGACAUAAGGCCUGGAGGGUAGAAGAUUUAUCAGAAACUUAUUUUCCCCUCUGUUUCAGAGAAACUGGUCCCAGACCUUAUCCUCCCUUUCCUUCUCCAAGAGACUACUUUGGGCUGCCUGAGCAUUGUACCAAACCUGCUACCUAUCUAAUGGCCUAUCUUUCUAGUGGAAUUAUGAAGACGCUGGUAGAAAUAGCCUGCCAGAAACAGAAAACUAAAAUUUUAUUUAUAUACUCUUGAUGGCAUGAUUAUUUAUAAAAUAGGUUGAGGAAACGUCUAACCUCAAGAUGAGAUCGGAAUUAAAUUUAUGGCAAUAAGUACUAUGAUCCUUCUAAUUUUCUCUGCGGUUGCAGUAUAUCCAUUCAUUGAAACCAUUUGCCAGGUACCAGCUAAGUGCCGGGCACUGCACUCAAGUGUUUACUGCCCUUACAGAGUUCACAGUAACAGUAGAGGAAGACCCGCGGAAACAAAAAAGGAACAGAUUCUUUUCAGAGUACUAUUAAGGCACAAAGGAGAGAGAGGUCAUUUCUAUGUAUGGAGAUGAGGAAUGGGGUCAAGAAAGGCAUUGUGGAAGUGACCUUAUGCUAAGUCUUAAAAACUUAAGUCGGGGUGUCCGGGCUGCUCCAGGCCGUGGAGGACACAGAGGCAUGAAACAGCAUGGGGACUGUAGGGAACUGCAUGUAAUUCAUUGUAAUGAGCGAAAGGCUCAAGGGGACUUAGCAAGAAAUGAGGCUGAAUGGAAAGACAGGUUCAAUGUAAGCACUUUAUAGAAUACUUUUGUUUAAUUUCUGAUUCCAUUAUGCAAACAUUUCUUAGUCAUUUAUUGCAUACGAGGCACGGAGUGCAUCGUGGAGGGUUCAUCAGGAUGCAUCGCCAGCACUUUGCAGACACGACAGUCUUUAGCCUCCAGCUUUCCAGUGGCCAAAGGGAAGUAGUGACUGCGUUUCAUAUGUUUGAGUUUAUCUUUUUUUGAAUAUAAGGGUAAUGGAAUUUCACAGAAGCACUCUGUGUUGUCAAGAGCCUCUGAGAUUUUUCUCAACAUUGAGAAAAUGAAAUUUUGGAUGGGUAGUCUGCAGAGGGAACCCCAAGCACUGUCUAGUCAGAUGCUGGUAGGAGUCGGGAGAGAGCACAGGAAUGUGAGCCUCCCUCCUCUUCCUAACUCCAGCUGGACUGUUUCACAGAAUAUAAAUGAGUUAGCAAUUAAACAUUCAGAGUAAAUAACUUCCUUUCCCAUCAAUGCAUGAAGAUAGAGUAUCGGAGUCUUCUCACACUGUAUUUUUAGGGUAUUGGGGAUUUUCAGGAUACAGAGAACUUAGAGGUGGAAGAAUUAUAGCUUCAAAUUUUCAGUUAAUAUAAGAAAUCAGGAAGCUCUGUUCAUUCAGGCUAUGCACCAUGUGCAUAGUCAAGAAUCAGCAGAAACCCUCUGCAUUUGCAAACACUUUGUGCUAUAAAAAGUAAUUUUAAAAAAGCCACCUGUAUAUGUAUAUAUAUAUUUAAAAACAUGGAGGUUUUGAUACUUUUUUACAAAAACUACAAGAGAAAACAUACCUGUACAAACCAUGUGUUUUAAAAUAGCAUUUUGUUCUAAACAGCUCUUGUUCAUUUGGGGGUGAAGUACUGGUUUGCAGACUCCAUCACCUUGUACCCAAAUGAAUUUUCCUCGUUUGUCUUCUCCCCACACCCUCAAAUGACCAUAUUUGAUGUAACAGGCAUGUUAGAAUGUUGGGUCACACUAACAGUUUCUGCCCUCUUUGUCUUGUCAUUCCGAGUUUCAUUAGCUUGUGUACUCAGUGCCCUUUGCAGUCUGGUUUCUGUUCCAGAAGGAGAGGGUGGUGUGCUGCAUCUCACUAGCUGUACUGACAUCAUCUUGGUGAACAAAAAACCAAAUGUGAACAUUUGUAAAAUCAGUGCACUGUUUCUAGAGAGAGAUUAAAUUCAUUUUUUAAAAUCUGAAA
This is a messenger RNA of Mustela erminea (ermine), 7810 nucleotides long. It is a transcript of the gene LRP8, whose product is annotated as LDL receptor related protein 8. Gene Ontology annotation, molecular function: calcium ion binding; protein binding. NCBI's taxonomy places the organism in Eukaryota, Metazoa, Chordata, Mammalia, Carnivora, Mustelidae. The transcript has 20 exons. The record is from RefSeq and is a predicted model, not a curated record. Bases 177 to 3224 code for a protein of 1015 amino acids.